GCCUCCAGUCAACUAAAAUUGAACUCGAGAGAAGAGCCAGUGCAGAGCAGCAGCCGUGAUUAUAAAGCAUCAUAAACACGCUCUCCUGUUCAUCCUCAUAAUCAUCAUCAUCAUCAUGUCUGAACGCAUCGGUUUCAUCACGCGCGUGCAAACCUUCAGCGCCUGUCAUCGCUUACACAGCAAAUCAUUAAGUGAUGAAGAGAACAAAACAAUAUUUGGAAAAUGCAACAAUCCUAAUGGCCACGGUCAUAACUACACAGUUGAAGUGACGGUUCGUGGAAAGAUUGACAGAAGCACAGGAAUGGUAAUGAACCUUACCGAUCUGAAGGAGUAUAUUGAGGAGGCCAUCAUGAAACCUCUUGACCACAAGAACCUGGAUCUGGACGUGCCGUAUUUUGCCGAUGUCGUCAGCACCACGGAAAACCUGUCAGUGUUUAUCUGGGACAGUAUGGUGAAGAUUCUCCCGCCCGACAGCCUCUAUGAGAUCAAAAUAUAUGAGACGGACAAAAAUAUUGUGAUAUACAGAGGAGAGUAGCGUAUGAGGUGCUUGCCUCCGACUGAUUUCAAGAAAGUAUAUUAAGUGAGAGCGUCGCCUGCUGUGUUUCACUACACUAUGGGAUUAAUGUAAGUCACUGGGAAUUUGGCUCGGCUGUCCGGCAUGUGAGAUUGAUCCUAUUACACACCGAGAUUACACACACACACACACACACAAUCUUUUUUCAAAUUAAUUAACAGCCUUCCUCUCAGCGCCUGACUUCUAUAUGGACCCAUAUUUAUCCUCAAAGUAAGCCUGCGCGAACAAAAAAAAGUUAUGAUAUUUUCAGUACUAGUUUCAAUGCAUUUUAAUUGUAUAUGCUUUCAUUUCAUUUGUGCUUCCGAUAGAUGGCGCCACAAGCGUGUCAGAUUUUAUCCCAAUAAAGUUUACCAUCAAAACCUGUA
This is a messenger RNA of Puntigrus tetrazona (Sumatra barb), 939 nucleotides long. It is a transcript of the gene pts, whose product is annotated as 6-pyruvoyltetrahydropterin synthase. The record is from RefSeq and is a predicted model, not a curated record. The transcript is spliced from 6 exons. Gene Ontology annotation, cellular component: mitochondrion. Gene Ontology annotation, molecular function: 6-pyruvoyltetrahydropterin synthase activity. Gene Ontology annotation, biological process: tetrahydrobiopterin biosynthetic process. The coding region runs from base 116 to 535 and encodes 139 amino acids. Lineage: Eukaryota; Metazoa; Chordata; Actinopteri; Cypriniformes; Cyprinidae.